UUUUUUUUUGGGUUGUAAUGGAGAUGGAGGAAUACCCUAAUAAUAAUAAUAAUAACUUGAGGCAAGAAAAGAGAGGUGCAAAUGCAAUAAGGCCAAGUUUCUUGUACUCAUCAACUACUAAUACUGCUUCUCUUCAUAAUCAUCAUCAUCAUCACCACCAAGUUCCAAUCAACACCUUUAAUCUUCAAUCUUCAGAUCAUCAUCAUCAACAAUGUUUUGAAUCUGAUGAUAAUCAUCAAGUUCUUGUUGUGAAGACUGAAGCAAUUAGCACCACCCCACAUCAUCACUAUCCUUUGUUGAGGGGAAACAAUAAUAAUAUGCAUCAUCCCCACCAUAGCCAGCAACACCAUCAUCAUCAUCAACAAGGACGGAAUUACAACCAAACCUCCAAUAAUGGUGGUGGUGAAGUUGAUGCCAUCAAAGCCAAAAUCAUUGCUCAUCCUCACUACUCUAAUCUCUUAGAAGCUUACAUGGAUUGCCAAAAGGUCGGAGCUCCGCCGGAAGUGGUGGCGCGACUGGUGGCGGCGAGGCAGGAAUUUGAGGCACGGCAACGAUCUUCAGUUAGCUCAAGGGAAAGUUCCAAUAAGGACCCAGAACUUGACCAAUUCAUGGAAGCUUACUAUGACAUGCUUGUGAAGUAUAGAGAGGAAUUAACAAGGCCUAUAGAAGAGGCUAUGGAUUUCAUGAGAAGAAUAGAAACACAGCUAAAUAUGCUUUGCAAUGGACCCGUUAGGAUCUUCCAAGAGGGAGAUACAGAAGUAGCAGAGAUUGAUCCAAGAGCUGAAGACCGUGAACUGAAGAACCAUUUGCUUAGAAAAUAUAGUGGUUACUUGAGUAGCCUUAAGCAAGAACUCUCCAAGAAGAAGAAGAAAGGAAAACUCCCUAAGGAUGCUAGGCAGAAGCUCCUUAACUGGUGGGAACUUCAUUACAAAUGGCCUUAUCCUUCGGAAUCAGAGAAGGUGGCACUAGCAGAAUCAACAGGUUUGGACCAAAAGCAAAUUAACAACUGGUUCAUAAAUCAAAGGAAGAGGCACUGGAAACCCUCUGAAGACAUGCAGUUCAUGGUGAUGGAUGGCCUUCAUGCUCAUCAGAAACAAACCCUCUAUAUGGAUCCUCAUUACUUGCCUGAUCCUCACUACCGUCUAGCUCCAUGAUCAACACCUCUUAAUUAACUAAGAGUUGUACGACUUUGGACCUGGCUUUAAUUUCUGUACCAUAUAAGUUUGUAAGGAUCCUAUAAAGCCUUUUUGUUUUUCCCCUAAGUGUAUAUGAUGAUGAUGAUAUAUAUGACAAGAACAUAUAUAUCCAUCACAAAACUUGUGAUGCUACUCAUCAUCCAUGUUUAAUUUGUGGGACCAUCUUGGUCUAUUUUAUAUUCAUAUGCUUCUUA
Messenger RNA from Arachis duranensis, 1390 nucleotides. RefSeq names its product homeotic protein knotted-1. Gene Ontology annotation, biological process: regulation of DNA-templated transcription. Gene Ontology annotation, molecular function: DNA-binding transcription factor activity, RNA polymerase II-specific; DNA binding. Lineage: Eukaryota; Viridiplantae; Streptophyta; Magnoliopsida; Fabales; Fabaceae. The record is from RefSeq and is a predicted model, not a curated record. Gene Ontology annotation, cellular component: nucleus.